AGAAGGCGAGAGCGAGAGAAGGAACGCCAGGCUCACUAUCUGUCUUUGAAUAUAAUAACGGGGUUCCCAACCUUUCUUCCCUUAUUUCCCCUUCUCUUUCCGUUUUAAAUAGUUAUUUCCCCUGUUAUAAAUAUAGUUGUUACUUUUUCUUUAGUGUUUCCUGCGUUUUGAGGCUUCUGAACGAUAGUUGUGAUUUGCAGCGUUUUUGGACAUUGUUUGUGGUGCCCCAAUUGAUUGUCGGACAGCCGAGAAUGCUUGGAUGAGCUGCUUCGCUAAAAGCCGGAGAUGGAGUUGCUGUUGAUCUGCCUUUCCCUAUGGAUAUUGCAAUGCAAUUCUGCCGGAGCGGACUCCAUCAUUCAUAUUGGUGCCAUAUUUGAGGAAAACGCUGUCAGGGAUGACGAAAUUUUUCAACUUGCCAUUUCUGACCUAAGCCUCAACGACGACAUUCUACAAAGCGAGAAAAUCACCCACUCUGUAAAACGUAUCGAGGCUAACAACCCAUUUCAAGCAGUGCAGGAAGCCUGUGAGCUGAUGAACCAGGGCAUCCUGGCUCUGGUGACGUCUACAGGCUGUGCAGCCGCCAACGCCCUCCAGUCCUUGACCGACGCCAUGCACAUACCCCACCUGUUUAUCCAGAGGAACGGCGAGGGCACGCCACGCACCUCCUGCCACCUCAACCCCAGCCCUGAUGGGGAGAGCUACACCCUGGCCGCUCGUCCUCCUGCUCGCCUCAAUGACGUCAUGCUGACCCUGGUCACUGAGCUGCGCUGGCAGAAGUUCAUCAUCUUCUAUGAUGCUGACUAUGACAUCCGCGGGUUGCAAACCUUCCUGGACCAGGCGUCUCGGCAGGGUCUGGACGUGUCUCUGCAGAGGGUGGACCGCAAUGUGAGCAGGGUGUUCACCAACCUGUUCAGCACCAUGCGGACCGAGGAGCUCAAUCGCUACCGGGACACUCUGCGGCGGGCCGUGCUGCUCAUGAGCCCCCGAGGAGCACAGGUGUUCAUCCACCAGGCUGUGGAAACCAACCUGGCAUCCAAGGACAGCCAUUGGGUUUAUGCCAAUGAGGAGGUGAGUGACACAGAAAUCAUGGAGCUGGUCCACAGUUCGUUGGGCCGGAUGACCGUCAUACGGCAGAUCUUCCCUCUGUGGAGAGACACCAACAUCCGCUGCAUGAGGAACAACCACCGCAUCUCCUCUCUGCUCUGUGACCCCCAGGAGGGCUACCUGCAGUCCCUGGAGGUCUCCAACUUGUACCUGUAUGACAGUGUGCUGAUGCUGGCCAACGCCUUCUACAGUAAGCUGGAGGACAGAAAGUGGCAUAGCAUGGCUAGUCUGAACUGCAUGAGGAAGUCCACCAAGCCCUGGAAUGGAGGCUGGUCUAUGCUGGACACCAUCCAGAAGAGACGGAUCACCGGGUUAACAGGAAUGAUGGACUUCCGUGCCGAAGGUUCUAACUCCCACAUCCAGUUUGAGAUCCUGGGGACCAGCUACAGUGAGACGUUUGGGAAAGAUGUCAAGCGGUUGGCGACUUGGGACUCAACUCGUGGGCUGAACGGUAGUCUAAAGGAGAGUCGGAUAGAGAACGGCAUGCAAGGAGUGACGGUCAAGGUGGUAACAUUACUAGAGGAACCCUUUGUGAUGGUAGCUGAGAACAUUCUUGGGCAACCUAAACGCUACAAAGGCUUCUCCAUUGAUGUUCUGGAUGCUCUGGGCAAGAUCCUGGGCUUCAAGUAUGAGAUUUACCAGGUGGCCGAUGGAAAGUAUGGAACCCCUACCUUUAACGGCUCCUGGAACGGCAUGAUAGGAGAGCUCAUCAGUAAGCGAGCAGACUUGGCAGUAUCAGCCAUCACUAUAACUCCAGAGAGGGAGAGUGUGGUGGAUUUCAGCAAGCGCUACUUGGACUACUCUGUGGGGAUUCUGAUGAGGAAGUCUGAGGAGAAGAUCAAUAUCUUCUCUCUGCUGGCGCCCUUUGACCUGGCCGUUUGGGCGUGCAUCGCAGCCGCCAUCCCCGUGGUUGGUGUCAUGAUCUUCAUCCUGAGGCGGGUCCAGUCGGUCCGUCCUGCAGGGGGACACCAGGCCACCUCUGUGUCCACCUCCCUCCAGAGCGCCAUCUGGAUUGUCUAUGGAGCUUUUGUGCAGCAAGGGGGAGACUCCAUCCUGGGUUCUGUGGCUCUACGUAUCGUCAUGGGCAGCUGGUGGCUUUUCACCCUCAUUGUGUGUUCCUCCUACACGGCCAACCUGGCAGCCUACCUCACGGUAUCCCGCAUGGACAACGCUGUGCGAACAUUCCAGGACUUGUCCAAACAGAUGGACCUAGCCUACGGAACAGUGAGAGACUCAGCCGUGUAUGAGUACUUCAGAGCCAAAGGCACCAACGCUCUGGAACAGGACAGCACCUUCGCUGAGCUCUGGAGAACCAUCAACAAGAAUAACGGACACGAACACUCAGUCUCCAGCCCAUCUGAAGGCAUCCGUAAGGCCAAGAGAGAUUCCUUUGCCUUCCUGUGGGACAUGGCUGUGGUGGAGUAUGCUGCUCUGACAGAUGAUGACUGCACCCUGACAGUGACAGGCAACAGUAUGAGUAGUAAGGGCUAUGGCCUGGCCCUGCAACAUGGCAGCCCCUACAGAGACCUCUUCUCCCAGAAGAUCCUGGAUCUGCAGGAGAAAGGGGACCUGGACAUCCUGAAGCAGAAGUGGUGGCCCAGGAAGGGUCGCUGUGAUCUGGACAGCCACUUGGAGGCCCAGCCAGAGGGCAGGUCCCUGAGGCUCCAAAGCUUUGCUGGGGUCUUCUGCAUCCUGGCAGCAGGGCUGCUGCUGGCCUGCCUGGUGGCCGCCCUGGAGACCUGGUGGAGCAGCAACCGCUGCCGGCGUGAGCAGCCCAAAGAGGUGACCGAGAAUGCAGCCCCGAUCCAGGGCCUGGUCCCACCGCGGCCCCUCCCUAGGCCCCGGCCGAGACCCAGACCCCCGGGCCCCCCGGUCCUGCCCAGAGAUGCCACUGCCACACUCUACUUUAUGGAUCCUGGCGCAGACGCCAGCCCUGAUUUAGUAGAGCUGCAGUACACCCAGUUAUAGGACAAAGAGGUGAAUCUAGAGCAGGUCCACAAGCGUUUGAACAGCCUCCUUGACGAGGACAUGGUGCACAAGCAGCUGCCGGGCCAAUCUAUCGAGAUCUCUGCCCUGGACAUCAGCAGCAUGCAGCCCAGCCAGUCCCUGGAAGGCCUGCCUUCACGGGACCACUACCUGGGCCAUCACAGGGAGUCGGUCUCUGUGACCACUUUCCUCCAGGAGGGACAAGGAGCAGGAAGGACACUUGGCAGGGGCACUGGCAGAACCCUCCCCCUACCCCUCAGCAGCGCCACCAUGCCCGCUAUCCGCUGCAAACACAGGGCGCCCAACGGGGGGCUCUGCCAACAGAGCCCUGUCAAGACACCAAUGCCAAAGUCAUACCAAUCAGGGCCUGGAAGAACCAUUCCAGAAGCCACUGAUGUAAGCCAUGGGACUUCAAUCUGACUACUCAGCCUCAGCGCAAUCACAGACACUCAAACUCCGUUUAUACUAGGUUCUAACAUGCAUCUUUUUUCCUCCACAUUCUGAUUGUGCUCACAUUUUUUGACAGGUGUAGAUAAUGGAAAGAUGUUUUGUGAUCUGAUUGUGAUGGCUAUCUUACAAGUGUAGACGGAUCUGGACAGUGAAACCAUUUAAGUCAUCAUUACACAACCCUCUGAAAUCAUUGACUUUUGGCAUCAAUACUGUAUGUGUAUUAAAAAAUAUAUAUUAUUUGGAAAUAUGCUUUUGUUAAAUAUUUUGCAUACAGGGAGGGACCAGGAAAUCUGGUCAACAAUGCGUGGACCCAUGUCUGAAAAUGUGGGCCCAAUCAGAAUGUGGACAAGAUCAGGAUUCAUGCUGACUGUGGUGAGCUAUAGGCUAAAGGAUCAAUCGUCACAGGUGACAGAAAAUAUAAAUGUCUGGCAUUUUAUUUUAUUUUUCACUGAAGAAAUAUGGAGGAAAACAGAAUUAGGAAAAUGACUUUCAUGUACAUAUUUGUAAGUAAGGACAAAAAGAGGUGAGGGGAAAAAAACUGUAUUUUGAAUAUUCUCAAUUUUUUAAGUUGGGUUUAAAAAACAGAUACAAAAUUAUACAAAAAAUUACUGUUUGAAUGGCUUUGUAAAAUUUGUUCUAAAUUAAGGUGAUAAUUCCUUCUGGUUGUUUUCUAAGUGCCAAGUUCAAAUAUGUUUUCUUUCAAAUUAACAUUAUAUGAAUGUAUGAAAUUUAUGAAAAGACACUUCAAAGACAGUGGAAAGAGUUGAUUUGUUUCAUAUGAAAACAAUAAAGAAUUAUAAAAAUA
Messenger RNA from Oncorhynchus kisutch (coho salmon), 4345 nucleotides. RefSeq names its product glutamate receptor ionotropic, delta-1. Gene Ontology annotation, molecular function: signaling receptor activity; ligand-gated monoatomic ion channel activity. The record is from RefSeq and is a predicted model, not a curated record. Gene Ontology annotation, cellular component: membrane. Lineage: Eukaryota; Metazoa; Chordata; Actinopteri; Salmoniformes; Salmonidae. The transcript is spliced from 16 exons. Bases 286 to 3072 code for a protein of 928 amino acids. Gene Ontology annotation, biological process: monoatomic ion transport.